Molecule: messenger RNA, 3276 nt
Organism: Cariama cristata (Red-legged seriema)
Lineage: Eukaryota; Metazoa; Chordata; Aves; Cariamiformes; Cariamidae
Gene: GLG1
Product: golgi glycoprotein 1
Exons: 26
Coding region: 1-3174 (1057 amino acids)
Cellular component (GO): Golgi membrane
Molecular function (GO): fibroblast growth factor binding
Source: RefSeq, a predicted model, not a curated record
AUGGCGGAGAAGACGAGUACCUAUGGAGAAGUGUGCUACAGCUCAGUGCCGCAGGCUUCUCCCGGGGGCAAGCCAGAUAAUGAAAUCUCUUCAGACUGCAAUCACCUCUUGUGGAACUACAAGCUGAACCUGACUACAGAUCCGAAGUUUGAAUCUGUGGCCAGAGAAGUCUGCAAGUCCACUAUUGCAGAGAUCAAGGAGUGUGCAGAUGAACCAGUAGGUAAAGGCUUCUUGGUGUCAUGUUUGGUGGAUCAUAGAGGCAACAUCACUGAAUACCAGUGCCAUCAGUACAUCACUAAAAUGACAGCCAUUAUCUUCAGUGAUUAUCGGUUGAUCUGUGGCUUCAUGGAUGACUGCAAGGCUGACAUCAAUCUCCUGAAAUGUGGCAGCAUUCGACCUGGAGAAAAGGAUGCCCACUCACAAGGAGAGGUGGUGGCAUGCCUGGAAAAAGGUCUGGUAAAAGAGGCAGAGGAGACUGAUCCUCAUAUGCAGGUUUCUGAUCAGUGUAAGAAAGCAAUUCUUCGUGUAGCUGAACUCUCUUCGGAUGACUUCCACUUGGACCGGCAUCUCUACUUUGCAUGCCGAGAUGAUAGAGAACGAUUUUGUGAAAACACUCAGGCUGGGGAAGGCCGAGUCUACAAGUGCCUCUUUAAUCACAAGUUUGAAGAAUCAAUGAGUGAAAAGUGUCGUGAUGCGCUAACAACCCGCCAGAAGCUGAUAGCCCAAGACUACAAAGUCAGUUACUCGCUGGCAAAGUCCUGUAAAAGUGAUCUGAAGAAGUACCGCUGUAAUGUGGAGAACCUUCCCCGGUCUCGGGAAGCCAGGCUUUCCUAUCUGUUGAUGUGCUUAGAGUCUGCUGUGCACAGAGGUCGACAGGUGAGCAGUGAGUGCCAGGGUGAAAUGUUGGAUUACCGGCGCAUGCUAAUGGAAGACUUCUCACUGAGCCCAGAAAUCAUCCUGAGCUGCCGAGGGGAGAUCGAACACCACUGCUCAGGCCUGCAUCGGAAAGGCCGCACCCUGCAUUGCCUGAUGAAAGUAGUGCGGGGUGAAAAGGGAAACGUCGGACUGAAUUGUCAGCAGGCACUUCAAACACUGAUUCAAGAAACUGACCCCGGCGCAGAUUACCGCAUUGACCGAGCGUUGAAUGAGGCCUGUGAGUCAGUGAUACAGACCGCCUGCAAGCACAUACGGUCUGGAGACCCAAUGAUUCUGUCUUGCCUGAUGGAGCACUUGUAUACCGAGAAGAUGGUAGAGGACUGUGAGCAUAGGCUCCUGGAGCUCCAGUAUUUUAUAUCUCGUGAUUGGAAAUUAGAUACAGUCCUUUACCGCAAGUGUCAGGGAGAUGCCUCCCGUCUCUGCCAUACCCACGGCUGGAAUGAAACCAGUGAGCUGAUGCCUCCAGGGGCUGUUUUCUCCUGCUUGUACAGGCAUGCGUACCGCACAGAGGAGCAAGGAAGGAGGCUAUCACGAGAGUGCAGAGCAGAGGUCCAGAGAAUCCUCCACCAGCGUGCGAUGGAUGUGAAGCUGGACCCAGCCCUCCAGGACAAGUGCAUGAUUGACUUAGGGAAGUGGUGCAGUGAAAAAACAGAGACAGGGCAGGAGCUGGAAUGCCUUCAGGACCAUCUUGAUGACUUGGUGUCUGAUUGCAGAGACAUAGUGGGAAACCUCACUGAGCUGGAGUCCGAGGACAUUCAAAUUGAAGCCUUGCUGAUGAGAGCGUGUGAGCCCAUUAUCCAGACGUUCUGUCAUGAGGUUGCGGAUAACCAGAUUGAUUCUGGGGACCUGAUGGAGUGUCUAAUACAGAACAAGCACCAGAAGGAAAUGAAUGAAAAAUGUGCAAUCGGAGUUACUCAUUUCCAGCUGGUUCAAAUGAAAGAUUUUAGGUUCUCGUACAAGUUUAAAAUGGCUUGCAAGGAGGAUGUGCUGAAACUUUGCCCCAACAUCAAAAAAAAGGUGGAUGUAGUGAUCUGUCUGAGCACAACUGUGCGCAAUGAUACUUUGCAGGAUGCCAAGGAGCACAGAGUCUCUCUGAAGUGCCGCAAACAGCUGCGUGUUGAGGAGCUAGAGAUGACCGAGGAUAUCAGACUUGAACCAGAAUUGUAUGAGGCUUGUAAAAGUGACAUCAAGAAUUACUGCCAAAACGUGCCCUAUGGCAAUGCUCAGAUUAUUGAAUGCCUGAAAGAAAUCAAAAAGCAGUUAAGUACCCGGUGCCACCAGAAGGUGUUUAAACUACAGGAGACAGAGAUGAUGGAUCCAGAACUGGACUACACACUCAUGAGAGUCUGCAAGCAGAUGAUCAAGCGGUUUUGUCCAGAAGCAGACUCAAAAAAUAUGUUGCAGUGUUUGAAACAAAACAAGAACAGUGAAGUGAUGGAUCCUAAAUGCAAGCAAAUGAUUACCAAGCGUCAGAUUACACAGAACACAGAUUACCGCUUAAAUCCAGUUCUCAGGAAGGCCUGCAAAGCAGACAUACCAAAAUUCUGCCAAAAUAUCCUGAACAGGGCCAAGGAUGAUACAGAGUUGGAAGGACAAGUCAUCUCAUGCCUGAAGUUGAAAUAUGCAGACCAGCGUCUCUCUCCAGACUGCGAGGACCAAAUUCGAGUGAUAAUCCAGGAAUCGGCUCUUGAUUAUCGGCUGGAUCCCCAACUUCAGAUGCACUGCUCUGAAGAGAUUUCCAGCUUGUGUGCAGAAGAAGCAGCAGCUCAGGAGCAGACUGGGCAGGUGGAAGAAUGUCUGAAAGUGAAUCUGCUGAAAAUAAAAACUGAAAUGUGCAAGAAGGAAGUGCUCAACAUGCUGAAGGAAAGCAAAGCAGAUAUAUUUGUUGACCCGGUGCUCCACACAGCCUGUGCCCUAGACAUCAAACACCACUGUGCUGCCAUUCCACCAGGGAGAGGACGCCAAAUGUCGUGCUUAAUGGAAGCUCUGGAAGAUAAACGUGUGAGGUUGCAGCCUGAAUGCAAGAAACGCCUUAAUGAUCGUAUUGAAAUGUGGAGCUAUGCCGCAAAGGUUGCCCCAGCAGAAGGCUUUUCUGACCUUGCCAUGCAAGUUAUGACCUCUCCGUCCAAGAAUUACAUACUAUCUGUGAUCACGGUUGGCAUCUGUGUACUCUUCCUGAUCGGCCUGAUGUGUGGACGCAUCACCAAGCGGGUGACAAGAGAGCUCAAGGACAGGUAGAGCCUGGAUUGCCUGCUGAAGAAAUGCCUGCCCAGUGCCCAGUUUUGUACAGGCCUCCUCUGUAUAGUCUACCCACCCCCUCUUGUGAGAGGAGAAUAAAAA